UCAAGAAAGUUAAUAGGUCUGAAUCAAAGUACAUAUAUAGAUAAAAUCCUUGAUCGAUUUAGCAUGUCUAACUCAAAGAAAGGAUCUUUACCUAUGACACCUGGCACGGUUCUUUCCAAGAGCCAGAGUCCUUCUACUCCCGAGCAAAAGGAACUCAUGAUGAAGGCAUUUUGAGUCUCUUCUUCGACAAAUGUUCCCAAUGUUGAGUAACCAAGAAGCUGAUAGGCGGAGGAGAAUAGGCUUUGCUAAGUGGUUUAAGUUAUUUGCUGAGAGUUACCCAACACAAUUGUCGAAUAUGUUGCAUGAGCUUUCUCGUGGACCACUUUUACGAGCACGGUCUUAUAGUGGAUGUUUCAGUAACGGGUUUCGUUUUCACACUCACUCAUAUGGAAAAACAAAAAGUGUUGCAAAUUGGGGCAUUUUAGCUAAAGGUGAUCAAGUCGAUUACUAUGGAAAAAUUGAUGACAUAGUUGAGUUGACUUAUCUUGGAAAAGAACGCAAUUACUCAAUCACUCUUUUCAAAGGCACUUGGUUUGAUCCUACCUACGGUGUUCGUUAUAAUAAAGCAUCUGGAGUAACUGAUGUAAAGUGGAACUCUCGUCUCAAUCCACCUGACGAGCCUUUCCUCUUAGCAAGCCUUGCACAACAGGUGUUUUACCUCGAGUACCCCCAUAGCUCGCUUCGCUCUUGGCGCGCUGUUAUCAUAACAAAACCAAGAUUUCGCAUCGACUGUGAUGUCAUAAACACAAAUGGGGAUGACACUUCAAUCGAGCCUCUUGAAGAUGAGCCAUUCCAAGAGGGAUCAAUUCGAGAACCUAUCAUUAUUAACGAUAAUGACGAGAACACUGAUGUUAAUAGAGAACUUAAUAUUCCAAGUGUGACUAUGACUUCUAGGAUGAUUAGCGAGGAACAAUGCAAAGAUCAAAGAAUGUUACCAGAUGAUAAUGCAGAAGAUGAUCUCCUUUUGUCAACAGACGAAGAUCGACCGUUGGGUCUGAACGGUCGCCCGUUCCGCUGGAAAAUGCAGGAAAUUGAAGGUUCACUAUUCAUCAUCUUCAACCUCUAGCCCAUUUUUCUCAAGUUCUAUUUUUGGUCGCCAAACUUCAAUUAAACUAUAUAGAAAUGUUCUCCAAGGUUCGUAGAUCAUUUUAGAGGCAUCAAUUCGAAGUUUUAACAUCAAAUUCAAGGUUUAUGAUUCUUGGUUCUUCACAUAUGUCAAACACAAAACUCAACCAAACGACCAUUUAUGAGCGUAGAAACGAUCUAUACGAACAUUCUAGUCACUAGAUAUAUCUACGNAUUUUUGGUCACCAAACUUCAAUUAAACUAUAUAGAAAUGUUCUCCAAGGUUCGUAGAUCAUUUUAGAGGCAUCAAUUCGAAGUUUUAACAUCAAAUUCAAGGUUUAUGAUUCUUGGUUCUUCACAUAUGUCAAACACAAAACUCAACCAAACGACCAUUUAUGAGCGUAGAAACGAUCUAUACGAACAUUCUAGUCACUAGAUAUAUCUACGGGCUUACUUCGAAGU
Messenger RNA from Cuscuta campestris, 1527 nucleotides. The record is from the annotation of a GenBank genome assembly. NCBI's taxonomy places the organism in Eukaryota, Viridiplantae, Streptophyta, Magnoliopsida, Solanales, Convolvulaceae.